Camelina sativa (false flax) is the source of this 1013-nucleotide messenger RNA. RefSeq lists its product as uncharacterized. NCBI's taxonomy places the organism in Eukaryota, Viridiplantae, Streptophyta, Magnoliopsida, Brassicales, Brassicaceae. The record is from RefSeq and is a predicted model, not a curated record.
AUCUUCUUGCUUUUUUUUUUCUUCUAAAUAGCUCUCUUAACUCUCUAUUCAACUAUUAGCUUUGAGGUUAAGUUUAUGUCUGUGUCUAGGAACAGAUUAGUAAUACGGCUGCGAAUGGUAUGUUUUUGAUAGUCUUGGGGGCAUUUCAGUUUUGUGAUUUUGGACCACGAGAUUUAGAUUAUUAGAUCACGAGACCACGUUUUUUCUCCUUCGUCCAUUUUCAUUUUUAUGAUGUUGUCUUCACUGAAUUUGCAAGUGUUGGAAUCUACUGCUAACUUUUCAUCCGUAUGUGUGCAAUUAUACGUUGUAUCUGUUUCAUUGCAGAUACUAAAUUUGUAUCUGGAAAUGGUAGAGCCGAGCUAGUAAAAUUCAUCGCUGAUAGGCAUACCAAACUCAUGAAACAAGCCGCUCGAUAUUAUUCCGCACUUAAAGAUGCUAUUGCUCGUGGGAGAAGAAGAUAUUCACUUGUAAAAGAUGUAGAUGAUAUGGAAACAGGAGCAUAUGACAAACCUCUUCCAUGUUUUGGUUGUGGAAUCGGAUGGUUCUCCUUUCUCCUAGGAUUUAUGUUCCCACCUUUGUGGUACUAUGCUGCAUAUCUUUAUUUCGGGAACUAUUAUCGUAAAGAUCCUAGAGAAAGAGCCGGUCUUGCUGCUUCCGCAAUCACUGCGAUGGGAUUCUCUCUUGUGUUAGUCGUGAUUUUUGCUGUCCGGUGGUUUUACUAUCCUUAAGAUAUACUACAAGACUAUGUAGCUUUCAUUCAUACCUAUAAGUUUCAGUGUUCAUCAAGGUAUAGUCACCGAACUCAUGUACAUUCACAUAAACCAAUGAUUUUACUUACACAUUUUUAUCAAGUUGUGUAUAAUUUUUUUGCUCACAACAUAGAGAGUUUGUAUACGAACAAAGAACAGAAAGAAAACAACAACAACAUAUGGUUAAUGGUUGUAUUGUCGCUACAUUAUUUUGGCUGUGGUUAUUAUUCUCAACUGUACAAUAAAGUCAGCGAAAUUGGAUUA